AUGGAUAAGACAUGGAUGUAUCAAUCAAGAUUAAGUGAUGCAUACCAGAAAGGAGUUGACAUGUUUCUGGAUUUUGCAUUUACUAAUGCAAGUUAUGAGGAUAAGAUCAUAUGUCCAUGCAUCAAGUGUGGACUUACACUUCCCGUCACUCGGUCAGUUGCAUAUGAUCACUUAGUAUGUGAUGGCUUCACAAAGGGUUACACUAAAUGGGUUUUACAUGGUGAAGCAUCAUCUGUUGCUACAACAGGUCUUGAUAUGCACAUGCAGAAUAGGCCACAAUUAAAUAUUGAUACACAUGGAUUAGUACACGAGGCAUUUGGAAUCUCAAAUGACGAUGAUAGAGUCGAUGAAGACAACCCUGAAGAUUUGGGAGAUAAACCAAAUCCACAAGCAGAGAAGUUCUACAAGUUGAUACAUGAUGGACAAAAAGAGCUUUAUCCACAAUGUAGGAAUUUUACAAAGCUCUCAUUCAUCCUUCAAUUAUUUCAUAUCAAGAAUUUAGGCGGAUGGAGUAAUAAAUCGUUCACCAUGUUAUUAGAGUUAUUGAAGGAGGCAUUCCCAGAGGGUGUAACACUACCUAAUACUAUUCAUGAAGUUGAGCAGAUAGUCACGGAGUUAGGACUUAGUUAUGAGAAGAUUCAUGCAUGUCCCAAUGAUUGCAUGUUGUAUAGGAAUGAGCACAAAAAUGAUUCUGAAUGUUAUGUUUGCCAUACAUCUAGGUAUGUAACAGAGCAAAAUGAUUCAGGCAGCGAGGCAUCCUCUAAAAAAGGCAGCUAUAAAACACCUUCUAAGGUUCUACAUUACUUUCCUCUGAUACCAAGGCUACAAAGGUUAUUCAUGUCAUCCAAAACAACAUCAUCUAUGAAGUGGCAUAAAAAAUGUCGCACCGAUGAUGGUUGUAUGAGACAUCCUGCCGAUUCUCUAGCUUGGAUGACUUUUGACCACCUACAUCUUGAUUUCGCAACAGAUUGUAGAAAUGUCAGACGUGGGUUGGCGUGUGAUGGUGUGAACCCUUUCAGAACAUUGAGUAGCACGUAUAGCACCUGGCCUGUAAUUCUUACACCGUAUAAUUUGCCUCCAUGGAUGUGUAUGAAACAGACCAAUUUUCUAUUAUCAUUGAUUAUUCCUGGUCGUAGUGCACCUGAAAAUAAUAUUGAUGUGUAUUUGGAACCUUUAAUAGAUGAAUUAAAGGAAUUAUGGGUGGAUAAAGUAGAGACAUAUGAUGCAUCAAUUAAACAAAAUUUCCAAUUGCGUGCAGCAUUAAUGUGGACUAUCAGCGACUUCCCUGCUUAUGCUUAUUUGUCAGAGUGGAGUACUAAGGGGAAGUAUGCAUGCCCUUCAUGCCACAAAGACACAUGCUUCCAGUGGUUGAAGCAUGGCCGAAAACAUUGUUACAUGGGUCAUCGUCGAUUCUUGGACAAACAUCAUGCAUUUCGAGAUGAUGAGCGAUCUUUUGAUGGUACUAAAGAAAAAAGAACUGGACCCAAUCCUUUAACUGGUUCUAUGGUAUUGGAUAUGUUACAUGGCUUCAAUAUCACUUAUGGAAAGAUGAGUACUAAUCCAGAAUUACCAUAUAAUUGGAAGAAAAGAAGCAUAUUCUUUGAAUUACCAUAUUGGAAGGAUAAUCUAGUGCGUCACAAUCUUGAUGUGAUGCACAUUGAGAAAAAUGUAUGUGAGAGCUUGCUUGGAACACUACUGAAUUUAGAGGGGAAGACAAAGGAUAAUCUAAAUGCACGUCUUGACUUGAAACUUCAAGGUAUAAGGCCUGAACUCCAUCCAAAAGAAAAUGCAGCAAAUAAAACCAUCUUGCCUCCUUCUUGUUUCUCAUUAAAGAAACAAGAAAAAUAUGUUUUUUGUAAAUUUUUGAAGACUGUUAAAGUUCCUGAUGGUUAUGCAGCGAAUAUUUCACGAUGCAUCGACUUAAAGCAACGUAGAAUCUUUGGACUUAAAAGUCAUGAUUGCCAUAUUUUGAUGCAACAAUUACUCCCUUUAGCAAUUCGAGGAAUGUUGAGUUCACAUGUAACUUCACCUUUGAUUGAGUUGAGUAAUUUCUUUCGAGAGUUAUGUUCUAAAGUUGGUUUGGCACAAGACUUUAUGCGUCUUGAAAGGCAAAUUCCGAUAACACUUUGUAAGUUUGAAAAAAUAUUUCCCCCUAACUUUUUUGACAUUAUGGUGCAUUUGGUGGUUCACUUAGCAUCUGAGGCUAGAUUAGCAGGACCUGUGCAUUAUCGUUGGAUGUAUUCUGUUGAGAGGUACUUGAGUAGAUUAAAGUCAUAUGUGCGAAAUAGAAGUCGACCGGAGGGUAGUAUGGCAAAAGGAUACCUUGCAAAUGAAUGCUUGACAUUUUGCUCGAGGUAUAUGGAAGGUGUUGAGACACGAUUCAACCGGAUGUCUCGAAAUUAUGAUGAGGGGGGUAAUGGUACCGAAGGAUUAUCUAUUUUCUCAAUGCCUGGCAGACCAUUAAGUAAGGGCAUGAUAGACACAAUGGAUGAUGGCACAAAAGAAAAGGCACAUCGAUAUGUGCUAUUUAAUUGUGAGACAGUCAACAAAUUUAUUGAGUAAGACACUCCACAUCUGUAAUCAAUUAUUAUUAUUAUU
Camellia sinensis is the source of this 2598-nucleotide messenger RNA. Lineage: Eukaryota; Viridiplantae; Streptophyta; Magnoliopsida; Ericales; Theaceae. The record is from RefSeq and is a predicted model, not a curated record.